This is a messenger RNA of Pygocentrus nattereri (red-bellied piranha), 5370 nucleotides long. It is a transcript of the gene gucy2d, whose product is annotated as guanylate cyclase 2D, retinal. Gene Ontology annotation, molecular function: protein kinase activity; ATP binding; guanylate cyclase activity. The record is from RefSeq and is a predicted model, not a curated record. The transcript has 20 exons. Lineage: Eukaryota; Metazoa; Chordata; Actinopteri; Characiformes; Serrasalmidae. The coding region runs from base 571 to 4005 and encodes 1144 amino acids. Gene Ontology annotation, biological process: intracellular signal transduction; protein phosphorylation; cGMP biosynthetic process.
GUCCUCAGAGAGGCUCUCACUCCACCUGCUUUAGCCGAAAAAGGCACCUUGGUUUGGGGCAAGACCCAGUCCAGCACAGAGCCUCCAACCUCCAGGGCAACAUCAGGUCAUCACUUUUUCAAAUCUCAAAAGGAAUUUUCUACCAAAAGCAACUGGGGCAAGGAUAAGGUGGAGAAGUAUUCUUUGGACGAUCUUUCUGUUUCUUAAUCUUGGCUGGAAUAACAUUUCUUCAAAAACUCCAUCAUUCAUUUUUUUCUUUGUGCAACCUUUUUUCCUAAUUGGAAAAGUGCAGAAGUGUGACCUCUCCCAGACGUCUGCUUUCUUAUGGAAAAUUCACUCGAGAAGGCCUUCAAUUAGACACAUCAGUCCAGUGAUGGCUGGGUAUUGUGCAAUGUCUGAGCCAGUGUUAGGCUAGCACCCCCUGAAGGACAACCAGAGUGGCUUUAAAAAACAUCUAUUUCUCUUGCUGGCUCACUACACAGGCUAACCACACCGUUCCCACCACCCAAACAUACCAACACACACUCCAUUUCCACCUCGUUUCCUGAGUCAUAACAGGAGAAAACCAAAAUGGCCACCCACAGAGACUCUAGCUUCCUCUGGCAGUCGCACCAUCCACGAUGGCAUCCAGAACCCUCUGCAAAACAGAGGAAACGAAGGAAAGCAAGUAGCCACCAGGACUUACACAGUGACACCUCUAUGCCCUCCAACCGGGUACUGCGGGGUCAUGGCUUAUGGGGCAAUUGGCUCCUCCUGCCUCUGUUCAUGAUCUCUUACUUGCCCUGUGAGGCCUGGGGCGCCACUUUCAAGAUUGCCAUCAUAGGACCCUGGACAUGCGACCCCUUGUACUCCAAAGCUCUGCCUGACCUGGCCGCUCGACUUGCCGUUAACCGCAUCAACAAGGACCCCUACCUUAACAAAGGCUACUGGUAUGACUACACGAUCAUCAACGAGGACUGCCAGACAUCCCGGGCCCUGAAGCGAUUCAUUGAGUUGGAGGGCUACGGCUCUGCCUUCCUGGGGCCAGCCAACCCGGGCUACUGCUCCUCCGCUUCCCUGUUGGCCAAGAACUGGAAUGUAGGCCUCUUGUCCUGGGCAUGCCUGAAGACUAACAUGGAGGACGGCACGUACCCUACAUUUGCACGUCCGCUGCCGCUCUCAUCCCGUGUGUUGUUCGCCGUCCUGCGAUACUUCCGUUGGGCCCAUGUGGCUGUUAUUUCUGAGGAGAGUGACAUCUGGGAGGCAACCGGACAGGAGGUGGCCUCGUCGCUCCGCAGCCUAGGCCUACCUGUCAGCACUGUGGUUACCAUGGAAACAGACAAGGAUGGGCCCAGGAAGGCGUUGCAGAAAGUACGAGAUGCAGACCGUGUACGAGUGGUCAUCAUGUGUAUGCACUCUGUCCUCAUGGGUGGAGAAGCUCAGUAUAAGCUGUUGACCACAGCGACGCACAUGCGCAUGAUCGACCGUGGCUACGUCUUCAUUCCCUAUGACACGCUACUCUAUGCGCUGCCAUAUAAAAAUGUGAGCUAUCCCAUGCUGGCCAAUGACACCAAGCUAAGGCGGGCAUACGAUGGGGUGCUUACCAUCACAGUGGACCAAGGAGAGCAGAACUUCUACGAGGCCUUCAGAGAAGCUCAGGACAGUUACGAGAUCCGCAGUAGUGCCUCACCUGAACAGGUCUCACCAUUCUUUGGCACCCUCUACAACAUGCUGUACUACACGGCGAUGGCGGUGGAGCACAGCCGGGCCACUGGUGGGGGCCGCUGGGUAACCGGAGACAUUCUGGCUCAGAACGAGGGCAACUUUGAAUUCAGUGGCUUCAACCAGCCUGUGUUGGCGGGCAAAGAGGGUGAGGGCAUGCAGGUCCGGUAUGUGGUGCUGGACACUGACGGCGUGGGCUCCAGCCUGCACCGCACACAUGUCCUGGAGGCGGCACACACCUUUGGCAAGUUCGGGGCACUCAAGUACAUGGGCAAGUCCAUUCACUUCGCUGGAGCCUCGCCCAGCACUGACCCCAACUGCUGGUUCAGCCGAUACAUUGCCUGCAGUGGUGGUAUGGAUGGAGUGACCUUCUUCUUCCUUGUCCUACUCUUUGGUGCUUUAAUAGCUGCAAGUGUUUUCCUCUACCAUAUGAAAGGAAGUGGUCGAGUGAGUAUUUUACAAGCGUUUGGAGGAGGAGGAGGAGGAGGAGGAGGGAUCGGAGCCCCCACUAAGAUAGUGCUCACAUUGGAUGACCUGGUCUUUAUCAACACACAACUCAGCAAGAAGAAGCUGAACGAAGACAGCUUAGUAAAGAGUCAGUUAGAUGUGAAGACCCCUCGCCACUCAGUGUCUGGACGCAGCUACAUCACCUCCACGCCUGAAAGCUCCAACGUUGCUGUGUUUGAGGGUGACUGGGUGUGGCUGAAGAAAUGCCCUAAUGGAGGAUCUGUUUUAGAUAUCAGUGACAAAACACAGAAGAGCUUCAUUAAGCUGAGGGACAUGCGCCAGGAGAACCUGAACCUGUUUCUGGGUCUGUUCCUCGACUCUGGAAUUUUCGGGGUAGUGACGGAACACUGCUCUCGGGGCAGCCUGGAGGACCUGCUCAGUAACGAGGACAUGAGACUGGACUGGAUGUUCAAAUCCUCUCUGCUCAUGGACCUGAUCAGGGGAAUGAAGUACCUGCACCAUCGGGCCAUCAUUCAUGGCCGUCUGAAAUCUCGGAACUGUGUGGUGGAUGGUCGGUUUGUUCUGAAAGUGACGGAUUAUGGCUUGAAUGAAAUCAUGAACUCCCAGAACAUCCUCUCUCUGGAUGACAGCACACCAGAGGACCAGUUGUGGACGGCUCCAGAGCUGCUGCGCAGUGUGAAGCUGAGGAGGACAGGCACGUACCAGGGAGACGUCUACAGCUUCUCCAUCAUCAUGCAGGAAGUCAUCUCCCGCAGCACUCCUUUCUGCAUGCUGGACAUGCCUCCACAAGAGAUUGUAGAUAAGGUGCGCUCUCCUCCUCCUCUGUGCCGACCAAGUGUAUCAGUGGAUGAGGCUCCACUAGAAGUGAUCCAGUUAAUGAAGCAGUCCUGGAGUGAAGACCCUGACCUCAGGCCCACAUUUGAGGAGAUUUUUAGACAGUUUAAGACCAUAAGUAAAGGAAAAAAGACAAACAUCAUAGACUCCAUGCUGCGCAUGCUGGAGCAGUACUCCACUAACCUGGAGGAUCUGAUCCGAGAGAGGACGGAAGAGUUGGAAGUGGAGAGGCAGAAAACUGAUGCCCUGGUGGCCCAGAUGCUGCCCAAGUCAGUGGCUCUGGCUCUAAAGACAGGCAAGCCUGUGGUGCCGGAGCAUUUCUCUGAGGCCACGCUUUACUUUAGUGACAUCGUGGGCUUUACCACCAUUUCAGCCCUGAGUGAUCCUAUCGAAGUAGUGGACCUGCUCAAUGACCUCUACACACUGUUCGACUCCAUCAUUGGCAUGCACGACGUCUACAAGGUGGAGACCAUUGGUGAUGCGUACAUGGUCGCCUCUGGAGUCCCCAGCCGCAAUGGCAACCGGCACGCUGCGGAGAUGGCCAACAUGUCUCUGGACAUCUUGUCCUGCAUCGGGACAUUCAGGAUGAGACACAUGCCCACCGUUAAAGUCAGAAUCCGCAUCGGACUCCACUCCGGUCCAGUAGUAGCUGGAGUGGUGGGCUUGACUAUGCCUCGGUAUUGUCUGUUUGGGGACACAGUAAACACAGCAUCUCGAAUGGAAUCUACAGGGUUGUCUUACAGAAUACAUGUCAACAUCAGCACAGUCCAGAUUCUCCGAGAUCUAAAGCUUGGAUAUAAAAUAGACUCAAGGGGCAAGACGGAACUUAAGGGUAAGGGAGUAGAGGAGACAUUCUGGUUGGUCGGUAAAGACGGAUUUAAUAAGCCUCUGCCUAUCCCCCCAGACCUUACAGCAGGGGCAAGUAACCACGGAAUCAGCCUGGAGGAAAUUCCCGAAGACAGAAAGCAGAAGUUCCUGGACCGGCAAAAGAGGAUGGGUUAAAAGUAAAACUUUAGGUGGUGAUGCCCACAUUCCCCCACUGGCCUCUAUCAGACUGUCAGCAGUCAGUGAACGAUUUAGGGCAAUUUAGAGAGUGUUGAGAGGUAAGACGGGUGGCCUUAGAGGUAUUUUUACCAAUACCUCUACUAUCCUCAACAUCCUCCUCAAAAAUGUGCAAAAAGGAGUUAAGGGUUCACCUCACAAGGUCAUCAAGAUCCUCCUUCAGUGUCUGAGCAAGUCUCUCAGUGUGAACCAGCCGCAGUCUGCCAUGGAUGACCACCACAGACGUUACACACCGGCUAGAGAUUAUACUGCAACGUAGCCAAUAUGAUAUUUAACACCUGUCAAAUACUCUUAAACCCUACCUAACGCUGUAGUCAGUGUUUAAAGUCAGAGUCAAGAGGACGAAGGAAACAGAAAGAUUCGAUCCUGUUUACUUGCAAAAUACAACAUGCAGUUUGCCAUGGAGGUUUAUUCGCUCUGUAGAUGUUUAAAGUCUCUUUUUGUAAAAAAAAUGAUAAUAAUAAUAAAGACAAGCAAAAAAAAUACAGAUAACCAACAGAAAAUAAUAAAAAGGUGCUUAUUUGUUAGGCAUCCACAACUCAUUAUGUAUAAUUAUGAUUCCCAAAGGAUUUAAUACAAAUAUUACAGCUACUGAAAAACAUAUUUAAAUGGUUCUUUAAAUCACUUAGAAUAAAAAAAAAAUAGUAGGAGUUUCUCUCAUUCGUACUCGUUUUCUAAAUGUUUUGUUCUUUAUGGAGAUUUAGCAUUACACAGUCUGGCUGAAGUCCUCCGGCUGGAGCUAGGUUUGGUCACCUAUGUUCUGGAUAACAUACAUUUGUCAGAAGACCAAGCAAGCAAGGAAAGAUUCAGGUUCUUCUUUUAGCUCUCUAAAUGCUGCUUUAGUGCUGGGACAUGCAGCACACUAUCCAAAAAUGACUCUUUGUCAUUUUGCCCAGUAAAAUUACAGUCUCGUUGUAUUGCUGAAGAAAAUCCAGUGUUGUUUGAUGGGUUCACCGAAGAUGUUUUUAUUGACUAACCAUGUUUUUUUAAGACAAUGUAUGUAAACGAACUGCGACGUAGUCACUUUUUCUUAUCAUGAGGAAAGAACCACUGUAUUGUACAUCCCCUCUACAAUGAUGAGGCACAAUAUGGGUUCAAAGGAGCUGGUGAAACUAUACAGGCAGCAUCUCCUGCCACCUGUCUGUGCUCCUGUGCAGUGACGUACACUCACUAAUCCUUCAGGUCCUUGAGCAGGCAUUGUUUUGUAUUACAAAAAACUGAGCUAUGUUGCUGUAGAAUAUAGCUGCUGUUCAAACUGUACACCUGAUGCAAUUGUGUAAAUAAAAUGGGUUUUAGUGAAGUAGA